AUGAAACUGCUUUCUUCAGGGCAGAUGCGGAAGCUGCCCUCCAGAGGGCUUGGGCAACCCGAGGAAAGGAAAUCACCUCUGUUGGCAGUGUGGCUGCUGAGACUGCCGGGGGCUGCUGCCUGCUGCCUCUCGUGCCUGUCCUCUCCAAGAUGCAGUUUUUUGAUGCUGAGGAGCUCCUGGUCGAUGAAGAGGAUGAUGUUUUUGGUGAAGGACUACCGACCAGACUCCCGGAAAUCAUGUUGGUAGGAUCCCAGUCUUUUUCGCCUGGAGGGCCCAAUGGGAUCAUUAGAAGCCAGUCCUUUGCGGGUUUCAGCGGCCUCCAGGAAAGGCGAUCCAGGUGUAACUCCUUCAUUGAAAAUUCCUCCGCUCUCAAGAAGCCUCAGGCCAAACUGAAGAAAAUGCACAAUUUAGGCCACAAAAACAACAAUCCCCCCAAAGAGCCUCAGCCUAAAAGGGUGGAAGAAGUCUACAGGGCCUUGAAAAAUGGACUUGAUGAAUAUCUGGAGGUUCACCAGACGGAGCUGGACAAGUUGACAGCUCAGUUAAAAGAUAUGAAAAGAAACUCUCGCCUGGGUGUGCUGUAUGAACUAGACAAGCAAAUUAAAACAAUUGAAAGAUACAUGAGACGCCUGGAGUUUCACAUUAGUAAGGUAGAUGAACUCUAUGAAGCUUAUUGUAUCCAGCGACGCCUCCAGGAUGGUGCCAGCAAAAUGAAGCAAGCCUUUGCAACAUCCCCUGCCAGCAAAGCUGCCCGGGAGAGUCUGUCAGAGAUCAAUCGGAGCUACAAGGAGUACACAGAGAAUAUGUGCACCAUUGAAGCGGAGCUAGAGAAUCUGCUGGGAGAAUUCUCCAUCAAGAUGAAAGGUCUGGCUGGAUUUGCGCGCCUCUGUCCUGGAGAUCAAUAUGAAAUUUUCAUGAAGUAUGGCCGGCAGCGGUGGAAACUGAAAGGCAAAAUAGAAGUAAAUGGCAAGCAGAGCUGGGACGGAGAAGAAACAGUUUUUCUGCCCCUGAUAGUUGGGUUCAUCUCCAUCAAGGUCACAGAGCUCAAAGGGCUGGCAACUCACAUCCUGGUAGGUAGCGUGACCUGUGAGACCAAAGAGCUGUUUGCAGCCCGACCUCAGGUGGUGGCUGUCGACAUCAAUGACCUUGGCACCAUCAAACUGAACCUGGAAAUCACCUGGUAUCCAUUUGACGUGGAGGACAUGACCGCAUCCUCAGGCGCUGGGAACAAGGCGGCAGCCCUUCAGAGGAGAAUGUCCAUGUACAGCCAGGGUACCCCGGAAACGCCCACCUUCAAAGACCACUCCUUCUUUAGGUGGCUGCAUCCUUCCCCAGACAAGCCAAGGCGGCUGUCUGUCUUGAGUGCCUUGCAAGACACUUUCUUUGCCAAGCUGCACCGCAGCCGCUCCUUCAGUGACCUGCCCUCCCUCAGGCCGAGUCCCAAGGCCGUGCUAGAGCUCUAUUCGAAUCUACCUGAUGACAUCUUUGAAAAUGGAAAGGCAGCCGAGGAGAAAAUGCCACUGUCGCUCAGCUUCAGUGACCUACCCAACGGGGACUGCGCCCUCGCCUCCCACUCAACAGGCUCCCCUUCCAACUCAACAAAUCCAGAAAUUACCAUCACCCCUGCGGAGUUUCACCACAGCAGCCUGGCCUCCCAGAAUGAGGGUUUGGAUGACACCAGCUCAGCAUCUUCCAGGAACUCCUUGGGAGAAGGCCAAGAGCCAAAAUCACACCUGAAGGAGGAAGACCCCGAGAAGCCCAGGAAACCUGCCUCGGCCCCAUCUGAGGCUUGCCGCCGACAGUCCUCAGGUGCUGGGGCUGAGCACCUGUUCCUUGAGAAUGAUGUUGCAGAGGCACUUCUGCAAGAGUCCGAGGAGGCCUCUGAGCUCAAGCCUGUGGAACUGGACACUUUGGAAGGAAACAUCACGAAGCAGCUGGUCAAGAGGCUCACAUCUGCAGAGGUGCCAGUGGCCACAGACAGGGUGCUCUCAGAGGGCUCUGUCGGGGGAGAAUCCGAAGGCUGCAGAUCCUUUCUAGAUGGAAGCUUAGAGGAUGCUUUUAAUGGGCUUUUCCUUGCAUUAGAACCACAUAAAGAGCAGUAUAAAGAGUUUCAGGAUCUGAACCAAGAAGUCAUGCAUUUGGAUGAUAUUCUAAAAUGCAAGCCAGCAGUAAGCCGCAGCAGGUCUUCCAGUUUAAGUCUUACAGUUGAAAGUGCUUUAGAAAGCUUUGAUUUCCUGAACACCUCUGAUUUUGACGAGGAGGAGGAUGGUGAUGAGGUUUGUAAUGUUGGCGGAGGUGCUGACUCAGUAUUUUCAGACACUGAGACUGAGAAACACAGUUACAGGUCAGUUCACCCGGAAGCCAGGGGCCAUCUCAGUGAAGCGCUCACUGAAGACACAGGAGUUGGGACCAGUGUGGCAGGAAGUCCUCUCCCACUGACCACAGGCAACGAGAGCCUGGACAUCACCAUCAUCAGGCACCUCCAGUACUGCACCCAACUCGUGCAGCAAAUAGUUUUCUCAAGCAAAAUCCCAUUUGUGGCAAGAAGUCUCUUAGAGAAGCUUUCUAGGCAGAUUCAAGUGAUGGAGAAACUCGCUGCUGUGAGUGAUGAGAACAUAGGAAAUAUCAGUUCUGUUGUGGAAGCCAUACCAGAAUUUCACAAAAAGCUGUCUUUGCUGUCAUUCUGGACCAAGUGCUGCAGCCCUAUUGGUGUCUACCACAGCCCAGCGGACAGAGUGAUUAAGCAACUGGAGGCCAGCUUUGCCAGAACCGUCAACAAAGAAUAUCCAGGACUUGCAGACCCAGUGUUUCGAACCCUGGUGUCCCAAAUUCUGGACCAGGCUGAGCCUCUGCUUUCCUCCAGCCUGUCCUCGGAAGUCGUCACUGUUUUCCAGUAUUACAGUUACUUCACCAGCCACGGCGUCAGUGACCUGGAGAGUUACCUGAGCCAGCUGGCAAGGCAAGUUUCCAUGGUUCAGACUCUGCAAUCACUGAGAGAUGAAAAACUGCUACAGACCAUGAGUGACCUUGCUCCCAGCAACCUCCCGGCCCAGCAGGAAGUCCUCAGGACUCUGGCUCUCCUAUUAACCAGAGAGGACAAUGAAGUUAGCGAGGCUGUGACGCUUUACUUGGCAGCAGCCUCCAAAAAUCAGCAUUUCAGGGAAAAGGCCUUGCUCUAUUACUGUGAAGCACUAACAAAGACAAACCUCCAGCUCCAGAAAGCAGCUUGCCUGGCCCUGAAAAUCCUUGAGGUAAAGCCCAGCCUUGGAACUCCCCUGGCAGCUCAGCUUGGAGCCAGGCUAAGCCGAUUUGAAUUGGUAUUCAUAUUUAAUGUUCUAUGUUUAGGAGAAGAUGGGCGACUGGCAUAUGAACAAUUGGACAAAUUUCCUCGAGACUGUGUCAAAGUCGGAGGUCGUCAUGGAACUGAAGUUGCCACAGCCUUUUAAUUACAGGUUAACUGCCUAACAGCUGUCUUAAUAUCUGACCCUUUUCAUCAAGAUGGUGCUGUGGUUUUGGCUGGAAAUUGUUUAGAGCCUCAGAGACACAAAAACUAAAAUAAAAAUGUAGGCUGGAUGCAAUGGCUCAUGCCUGUAAUCCCAGCACUUUGGGAGCUCAAGGCAAGAGAACUGCUUAAGCCCAGUAGGUUCAAGACCAACCUGGGCGACAUAGCAAGGCCCUGUCUCUACAAAAAAAAAUUGUUUGAUUAGUCAGGCGUGGUGGCGUGCACCUAUAGUCCUAGCUACUUGGGAGGCUAAGGGGGGAGGAUUGCUUGAGCCCAGAAGAUUGAGGCUGCAGUGAGCCAUAAUUGUACCACUGCACUCCAGACUGGGUGACAGAGCAAAACCCUGUCUCAAAAAACAAAACAACAACAACAAAAACAUGUUAUAGAAAGAAUUCAGAGUCUCAUUUCACAGUACCUAUCUACUUUUCCUUUGGCCAACAUAGGAUAGGGCUAUGGUAUAAUUCAAUAGAUUACAUCGUCAAUUGUGUCUGAUAAUACUCAGUGAAAGAGUCCAUCUUAUCUUAAUAUGUAUGAAAUUUAAAAAUAGCCAUCUUUGUACUUUUUUGCAAGUUUCUCUAUAAGCUUGAAAUAGUCCUGUGAUACUUCGAUAAACAUCAUAUGCCUUGCAGUUUUUCUCUGUCGUGUUCUCAGGGUUGAAUGGUCCCCUUAGCUACCUAACUUUACUUUCAAUACAAAGCACAAAAAAGAAUCUCUUCAAAUAAAAGUCUGCCUGCAGAACCAGGCAAAAUGACCCAUUGUGAGAGUUUAGAUGUUUUAAUUUUAUGUGCUCCCAGCUAUUCCGGAGUCUGAGGUGGGAGGAUCGCUUGAGGUAGAGGUUGCAGUAAGCUGAGAUUGCACCAUUGCACUCCAGCCCAUGUGACAGAGGAAUGAGAGCCAGUCUCAAAAAAAAAAAGAAAAAGAAAAAACUCCCACAAUUUAUUUUGCUUCUUUUCCCCAUCCUGAAAAUUCCCAAAUCAUGUUUCCAUUAUAGAAAAAAGAUAAGUACAUGACUAAGAACUACCUUAAGUUUAUACCUAUACACUUAAAAACAAACAAAAAACUCAAAACUUACGCUU
This is a messenger RNA of Mandrillus leucophaeus (drill), 4578 nucleotides long. It is a transcript of the gene RIPOR2, whose product is annotated as family with sequence similarity 65, member B. NCBI's taxonomy places the organism in Eukaryota, Metazoa, Chordata, Mammalia, Primates, Cercopithecidae. The record is from RefSeq and is a predicted model, not a curated record. Bases 150 to 3446 code for a protein of 1098 amino acids. The transcript has 22 exons.